AUGGUCUUUGGCCGUUCCCUGACCGAGUCGAGGUUGAUUAGCUCUGCCAACUAUGUGCGAACAGAGCUUCCGACGAGAAUUGCCCACCGCAUCCGCGACAUGCAACGGCUCCCCUACGUAGUAGUAACCAACCCACACAUGAACGAAGUCUACGACCUCUACUACUCCGCUUUCGACACCUUCCGCAAGGUCCCCGAAAUCAAAACGCUCGAAGACAACGACGCCCUAUGCGCCACCAUCCGCUCCAACCUGAAAGCGCACCUGACCGUGAUCCCCAAGCUAGCCAUGGGCAUACUGGAGUCAGCCGGACUCAUGGACGCCAAAGAGCUAGACAAGUUCAUGAACACAAUUCUACGAUCUCGCAUCUCGCGCCGUGUCAUCGCCGAGCAGCACUUGGCUCUAACCGACACCUUCCACGCCCCUUGGUUCUCCCCCGGCGCCAAGCUUUCGGAAUCCGAGUUCAUCGGCGAAGUCUUUUUGAAGUGCGUCGCCAAGGAUGUCGUCGAAAGAUGCGGUCAGGCCAUCCGCGACAUCGCGCAGCACGCAUAUGGGCCCGACGUGGCGAUCCCCGAGAUCAAAAUCGACGGACACCUGGAGGCCAAUUUCCCUUAUAUCCUCAGCCAUCUCGAGUAUAUCAUCGGCGAGCUACUCCGUAACUCGGUGCAGGCCGUGGUGGAGAAACACCAGCGUUAUAAGGAGAAGGUAGCGGCAGCGGGAGGGAAAACCGACGAGAUUGGCCCGCCGCCCGCGAUCGAAGUGACAAUUUGCGAAAGCCAGCAACACGUCAUCAUUCGCAUCUCGGACCAAGGUGGCGGCAUUCAGCAGGACGUCCUGCCGUACUUGUGGUCCUUUAGUAAAGGGCCUGCGAGUCAGCAGCUGCUGACGAAUCUGGAACAGGUGCCCAAGAUGGCCGCGACGAUGCAGGAGCUCAAGGUCGAGGGAACUACCUCUAGCGAAGCUGGGACAACGGUGGGCAAAUUGCAACAACAGCGGCAGGAACAGCAACAGCAACAGCAACAAAAACAACAGAUCAAAGGCAUUCACAACGGAAACAAUUUCCCCGGCGACCCGGGUUACUGCAAUUCGUUGGCGACGCUGACAAGCCGCCCGCCGAACCUACGCCUGGGCAUGGGGUUGCCUUUGAGCAGGGUGUACGCUGAGUACUGGGCUGGUAGCCUGGCGUUGCAUAGUCUGGAAGGGUAUGGGGUGGAUGCGUUCUUGCAGAUCUCGAAGCUGGGGAACAAGAAUGAGCAGCUGACGACGCGGGCGACGAUGGAUGCCGUUUAG
Molecule: messenger RNA, 1287 nt
Organism: Neurospora hispaniola
Lineage: Eukaryota; Fungi; Ascomycota; Sordariomycetes; Sordariales; Sordariaceae
Product: alpha-ketoacid dehydrogenase kinase
Exons: 2
Coding region: 1-1287 (428 amino acids)
Biological process (GO): protein phosphorylation; regulation of glucose metabolic process
Cellular component (GO): mitochondrion
Molecular function (GO): pyruvate dehydrogenase (acetyl-transferring) kinase activity
Source: RefSeq, a predicted model, not a curated record